Molecule: messenger RNA, 699 nt
Organism: Ilex paraguariensis (yerba mate)
Lineage: Eukaryota; Viridiplantae; Streptophyta; Magnoliopsida; Aquifoliales; Aquifoliaceae
Source: the annotation of a GenBank genome assembly
AUGCUUCCUUUCCAACAAAGCGAUGAGCUGGUGUUUCAGAUCCCUUCUAAUCCUGACCAAAUCCAACAAAAUCUCAGCACGAUCGGUCAUGAUUCAGUGGGAAGCAGUGAUCUUAACAACUCCAACAUGGAAGAAAGUCUGCGAACCGAUGAGAAUACUAAUGAUCAUGUCAAGAAGAAAAGAAUUAUGCAUAGAGAUAUUGAAAGGAAAAGAAGGGAGGAAAUGAAUAGCCUUUAUGCGUCUCUUCGUUCACUUCUCCCUCUUGAAUACAUCAAGGUGGAAACUGGAAGGCGUUCUACCUCAGAUCACAUUCAUGAAACUCUGAACUAUAUAAAACACAUGGAGAGGAACAUCAAGGAAUUGGGUAUCAAGAGAGACAAGCUGAACAAGAUGUUUAAUACAAAUGAUGUUGAUAAUGGAAACGAAAGCUCCAAUAGUGGCUCUCCUGUGUGUGUCAAUUUGAGCCCAUGCAGUGGUGGCUUGGAGGUUUUAAUCAGCUGUGACUUCAAAGAGGAUGAUUUUCCCAUCUCAAGAGUGUUGGAAGUACUGCUUGAAGAAGGGUUUACUGUUUUUAGUUGUAUUUCCACAAAAGCAAACGAAAAGUUGCUUCACACAAUUCAUUCAGAGGUCAGUGAUUUGUCUUGUGUUGACCUUUCUGCACUGAAACAAAAACUGACUGUGGUUAGUAAUGUUGAGUGA